Messenger RNA from Monopterus albus (swamp eel), 2241 nucleotides. It is a transcript of the gene scg5, whose product is annotated as secretogranin V. Lineage: Eukaryota; Metazoa; Chordata; Actinopteri; Synbranchiformes; Synbranchidae. Gene Ontology annotation, molecular function: enzyme regulator activity. Gene Ontology annotation, cellular component: secretory granule. The transcript is spliced from 6 exons. Gene Ontology annotation, biological process: regulation of hormone secretion; neuropeptide signaling pathway. Bases 183 to 881 code for a protein of 232 amino acids. The record is from RefSeq and is a predicted model, not a curated record.
AAGACAUAAAUAAAUAAAAACAUGUAUAUCAGCUAACUCAAAUGAGAUUAUGUGUGCGAGAAAAUCGGCUUGAAAUCUAUUUUAAAUCCUUUUGUCGUAGUGUUUCUGAAGCAACAUUUUACUUUGGAAACCGGAAACGUAUGUUUUCUUUGUCAGUUUGAAAGAGGUCUCGCGCAGCAGGUAUGUCCCUCCAACAGCACGGACACGAAAUGGGCUCCGCGGUGCGGUUGUGGCUGCUCGGCCUCCUCCUCUCCCUCCAGCUCAGCAGGGCUCCGGCCCACAGUCCCCGCACGGCGGACCAGGUGUCCGAGGCCGACAUCCAGCGGCUGCUGCACGGCGUCAUGGAGCAGCUGGGCAUCGCACGACCCAGGGUGGAAUAUCCCGCACAUCAGGCCACCAACAUCGUCGGGCCUCAGAGCAUCCAGGGUGGUGCUCACGAAGGCCUGCAGCACCUCGGCCCCUAUGGGAACAUCCCCAACAUUGUGGCUGAGUUGACGGGCGACAAUGUUCCCAAAGACUUUAGUGAUGACCACAGCUACCCCGACCCUCCAAACCCCUGUCCCCUGGGGAAGACAGCGGCAGACGGAUGUUUGGAAAAUGCUCCGGACACAGCUGAGUUCAGCAGAGAAUUUCAGAAACACCAGCACCUGUUUGACCCAGAGCAUGACUACCCUGCCCUGGCCAAGUGGAGCAAGGAGCUUUUGUACCAAAAACUGAAAGGAGGGCCAAAAAGAAGAAAAAGGAGUGUCAACCCAUAUUUAAUGGGCCAAAGGCUUGACAAUGUGGUUGCCAAGAAAUCGGUUCCUCACUUCUCUGAAGAGGAGGAUGAGAAGGAGGAGGAGGCACUGACUAGAUCUGCUGCCAGCAAAACCACAACCUAAACUCUUGCACCUGUAGGUUGCAAGUGAAAUAUACUACAGUAUACUCUCAGAUUAAAGAUUUUAACACUGCAUAUAUGGGCAUUUUGGUUUAACAAGCAAUGAAACUGACUUCAGUUCAAGUAGUAUAAAAUAGGAAAUGGUAAAUAGGAAAAAACUGUCCCCAUUGUGUAUUAUUGUAUUGCAAACAUAUGAAUUGGCCCAGGUCUGUCUUAAAACUGGUAAUCUUGUUUACCAUGUUUUUAUUUUAACAUAUAGGCAUUACAAUCCAGGAACUUGGUUCAUGGGCACAAAGUUUUAGGACUGUGGUGAAACAAUGGCACUCAGCUGUCAUCAUGAACAAGGAGCCAAGAGCGCCAGGUUUACUUAUCAUUGGGAUCUACACACUCAUGCACAAUACCAACUAGGAUUGCAUGUGCUUUCUGACCAACAGUUAAAACCCGCAAAAUGUUGAGUUUACUAUUGGAGAAAAAUGAGAAGCCUGCAAAUUGUCACAUUUGAGAAGCUGAUACCAUGAAAAAAAAGACAAUCUAUGAUCAGAAUUUACAGUUUACAGUUUGUUGUCGCUAGAUCAUCUAAUUGGCUGAUCAUUUCAGCUCUAAAGUACUGGAGUGUUUCUGUGUGUCUGGGGAAAUAAUGAGGUCAUGAGUAACUUUAAAGAUCAGAAAGCAAACUGCUGUCAUUGCAUUUCACUUUGAAAGAUUGUCUUAAAGAGAAAAUACAUCCCCAGUACAUGUCAAACUAUCUGAGCACUAAGGUUUACACUUUGAUGUGGGACAUACAGUAUCUGUAAAUAUCUGUUAACCAGUGGGUAUUGGAUUAGAAUCGACAAGGUCUAGAAUGUUUAUAGAGGGAAAGUGAUUCUUGGUUCACUUUUACACCAACUCCUUACUUUUUCUAGUUUUAAGGAGUAUGCAGUAGUCACAUUGCUUGAGAUUUAACCCAAAAACCAGGAUAUAUGAGGUUAAAUAUUUAACUGGCAGUGUACGGUAUAUCUACAACAAUAUGAACUUGUAUAAAGAGGUAUUGAUUGGGAGGAAUAAAACUUAUUCAUGACAUCACAUAGAUCUAUAUUCACCCUCAAUGUUUAAUUUUUGUAUAACUUAAUAUGAAGAGCUAAUCACCUCCGUCUUGAAGAAAAGAUUCAAUAGAGAAGCUAAUAAUAAAUAAUAAUUGCUUUGUCAUGUAAGGGAUGAUUGUGAUCUACUUCACUAUAUCAUGGUAAAUACUGUAGUUCUUUUGAUUAUCAUCUGUUCAUAUCACCAUGGUAUAUGCAGUAACACGAGUCUCCACAAGCAGCAGCAAAUUUGUCUGCCAAAAAUGUUUGUGUUCUGUUUUUGUUCAAAUAAAUGAUUUAUCUGCA